CAUCUUUCACUGUAUAUUUUAGGCCAGGAACGAACUGGUGAUUCUACGCACUCGUAAAUGUUCAUUUAUAAAAAGCAAGAUAAAAACCAUAGAAAGUCCCCAUUACCUUCCUGUUGAGACUUUGACAUUACUGGAUGAGCUGAAAAGUUUCGUGUCUAGGCUUGUGAUCUCCAGCAGUCUUCCGGGUGUUUUCGCAACGAAAUGAAGGUAGCAGUGAUUGGGGCUGGAAGUGGAGGACUCUGUGCCGCCAAGAACAGCCUUGAGGCUGGUUUGCAGGUGACAGUGUUUGAACAGACGGAUCAAAUAGGUGGUACUUGGGUGUUUCGUGAAGAAGUGGGCAAAGAUGAAUUUGGCCUCGACAUUCAUUCGUCCAUGUACCGUGGACUCAAAACGAAUCUACCCAAGGAAAUCAUGGGAUUCCCAGAUUUUCGCAUUACUGGCGGGGAGCAAUCUUUUAUUUCUGCCGAAAGAGUCCUCCAAUUUCAUCACGAAUACGCUGACCAUUUCAAUUUGAGAAAGUGGAUUAAAUUCCACCACAACGUGGUUCGCGUGAAGCCCCAUGGGGAGUCUCAAUGGGAAGUACUAGUGAGGGAUCUUCUCCAGGAUAAGUACACCACAAGUAUCUUCGAUGCCAUUUUCAUCUGUAACGGUCACUACAGUGCUCCCUCAACUCCUAACUAUCCAGGACGAAAGCUUUUCAAGGGUCGCGAGAUUCAUAGUCACGAUUACCGGUGUAAAGACGUAUUUAAAGGAGAACGUGUUCUGGUAAUUGGAGCCGGACCUAGUGGCAUGGAUUUGACGAAAGACGCUGCAGAAGUGGCUGAAUUCGUGGUGCAAAGUCACCACUGGAAAGAACCGCCCAGUGUUCCAUUUCCCAAGAAUGUACUGCAAAAAAGUGCAGAUGUGGUACGUUUGACGGAAAAUGGGGCAGUCUUUAGUGAUGGUUCGAGUGAAUCCUUCACGAUUAUUGCUUACUGCACUGGCUACAAAUUUACAUUCCCCUUCCUGAGUGUUGAUUGUGGAGUUUCGGUGGAACAAAACUACCUGUCUCCUCUCUAUCAACACUGCCUAAACAUUAAUCGUCCCACAAUGGCCUUCAUAGGAAUUUGCAAUUUUGUUAUUGCUUCACAAAUGAUGGAUCUUCAGGUGAGAUUUGCUCUUAAGUUCUUCACAGGCCAGAAGGAACUCCCUUCUCGCGCUGAUAUGCUUGCGAGUGAAAAGUAUGAAAUCACAAGGCGCCUUAAGAAAGGACUGACUCUACGGAAGGCACAUUUUAUGGGAGAGGAUCAAGGGAAGUACUUUGAGGAUAUGGCAAAAAUCGCUGAUAUCACACCCCUUCCACCCGUCUUUGCUAUUCUUCACACCGAAAUAUGCUCCCUAAUUCGUAGCGACAUCAUGAAUUUCCGCAGGCACAACUACGAACUUGUUGAUGAUCAUACUUUCAAGAAACUCACAUGAUUUUUGAUCUACAAACAUUUAUGCACAUUUUUUUAGAACAUUCUUUACAGAGGACUCUUGUUUUUUUUUUAAAGUAGUAACUUUCUGUUUUUUUUUUACAACUAAAUUUACAGAAAAAUAUAUUUUUUAUUCUUUCCACUAAUUUUUUUUCAUUUAAUUUGCAAUAACGAAGGUUCAUUUUGUUAACUCGUAUUUUGUGUUGUUCAAAAACACCCAUCAUUUUUUUUUUAAAUACUACUACUACUACUUUUUUCAACUAAUUGUCAUCUUUUGUGAUUCCAAUAAACUACCUUAGCAAAUUAUUUCUACUGUAUUUUUUUCGUAGAAUUUAACAUUAAAUCUUUUUAGCACCAAA
Messenger RNA from Phlebotomus papatasi, 1813 nucleotides. Its product is annotated as senecionine N-oxygenase-like. Bases 202 to 1458 code for a protein of 418 amino acids. The record is from RefSeq and is a predicted model, not a curated record. Lineage: Eukaryota; Metazoa; Arthropoda; Insecta; Diptera; Psychodidae. Gene Ontology annotation, molecular function: NADP binding; N,N-dimethylaniline monooxygenase activity; flavin adenine dinucleotide binding. The transcript has 2 exons.